Messenger RNA from Saccharomycodes ludwigii, 282 nucleotides. RefSeq names its product Ncw1p (gene NCW1). The transcript has a single exon. Bases 1 to 282 code for a protein of 93 amino acids. The record is from RefSeq and is a predicted model, not a curated record. Lineage: Eukaryota; Fungi; Ascomycota; Saccharomycetes; Saccharomycodales; Saccharomycodaceae.
AUGGCCACAUCUUCCGUCGUUUCCUCCACCUCUAGCGCUUCCGCCAAUUCAAAAACUUUGGUUUCUGAUAAUGUAGUUGCUGCCUCUUCAGUUACAGCCACAUAUGCUACUUCUUCCAGUGUAACUGCUACUAUUACUUCUAGUAAAAGUAGUUCCACAAGCACUAGCAAAUCUUCCAAAAAUGCUGCUCCAAUUGGUGUUGAAAAUCCAGUCUCAUGGAAGUUUGGUUUUAUCCUUGGUGGUAUCAUUGCUUCUUCUUUUGUUUUGGGCACUGCUUUAUAA